This is a messenger RNA of Cylicostephanus goldi, 180 nucleotides long. Lineage: Eukaryota; Metazoa; Nematoda; Chromadorea; Rhabditida; Strongylidae. The record is from the annotation of a GenBank genome assembly.
AUGUUGCCUUUGCGUAUUUCCAGAGUUGCUGCUGUCACUUACAUGAAGCCAACAAGUGCUCGAAAAGUAGUUCCCUGUUACGAUGAACCAGAAUAUAAAGCAAUCUGGAAUGUGACAAUAAUACAUCCUUCUGGGACUACAGCAAUUGCAAAUGCAAAGGAGUUGAAAGUGUCAGAGUAA